UGAACGAUGUGUCGUAUUGGCCCCACGCUGUGUGUUGAGGCUGCUGUGUCCCUGCGUUACCGGCUGCGGUGGCCCAGUACUGGCUGCUGGAGAGCUCGCCCACCCUCGUAGUAGGAGGUACAGGCAAGGAGAGGCGGAGACGCCGAGAUACGGCAGACACCGCCCGGGAGAGAGACAGCGAAAUAGGUCGGGGGGAGAGGUCCUAAGAAACCCCGGGCCCGGAACCGAGACGCCGGAACCACAGGCAGAGCCUGCAGGUGGCAGUAGUGAUGUCUGCCUCCCGUGCCCUCCAGCAGUGGUGCGCCCAGCAAUGCCAGGGUUACCCAGGGGUGCAGGUCACCGAUCUCUGCUCCUCAUUCCGUGAUGGGCUGACUUUUUGCGCCCUCAUUCAUCGCCAUCGACCAGACCUCAUAGACUUUGAUUCCCUGUCCAAGGAAAACGUCUUUGAGAACAACCGCCUGGCCUUUGAAGUGGCGGAGCGUGAACUGGGCAUCCCUGCUCUUCUGGAUCCGGAUGACAUGGUAUCCAUGAAAGUUCCAGACCGCUUGAGUAUUAUGACCUAUGUUUCCCAAUACUACAAUCAUUUCCGUAAUUCCAGUCCAGGUGCUCCUCAGUUCAAACAGACAUCCAUAUCUGAGCCCUCUCUCAAAACACUCACUGAAGACCCAUUACCCCAGGGCAAUCUAGACAACAACAGCUCAUCUACUCCAAUGUCCAUAAGCAGCACCUGUGUACUGUGCCAUCAACACGUUCAUCUGGUACAGAGAUACAUGGUGGACGGUAAACUGUAUCAUCGCCAGUGCUUUAGGUGCAAGGAAUGUUCCGGCACCCUACUUCCUGGAUCUUACCGACCUGGACCCGAGACUGGCACCUUUGUGUGCACCCAUCAUCAUCGUGCACGUCUUGGUGUUAGCAGCCCUGAGUCUGGAGAGGAAAAUAAUAUCCAAAAGACCACUCAGCCCCCUCCUAAGCCACGUACUCCACCAAAACCUCCACUUCCCAACAAACCUCUACCAGACCCAGAAACUAUUCUAGACUCCCGGCCAGUGCCAGCUCCUAGAAGAGUAAGUGAUGUGGCUCCUCAGCCAUUGCCUCGUUCAAGAACCCCAGCAGAACGGAGCCCAGCUAGACCAACCAGUCUUGUGAAUGGGGAACAGCAGACCCCAGUUCCACCAGUCCCAAAACCAAGAGGGAGACAGAGGUCCUCUGACAGGGAUGAAGACGGGAAGAGGCAGAAAAACCCUCCUUGGAUUGCAUUAGUACCGGCAGCAGAACCUAAAAAAAGAGCUGCUCCUCCCCCUCCGCCUUUAGCGCAAACGCAGAAUGGGGGCGAAAAGACCAGUGGACCCACAGAAGACACUGACAGAAACAGCCCUUCAGAAAAACCCAAACCCUACAAUCCAUUUGAGGAUGAGGAAGAGGAAGAUGAUGUGACAAACGAGAAUUCACUGAAGCCAAAUCAUCCAUGGUACGGAAUCACCCCAACGAGCAGCCCUAAAACCCGCAAACGACCAGCACCAAAAGCUCCUAAUGCUUCUCCUUUGGCUCAACACUCUGGUCUCAUGACUUCUCGCCUAUCUCACUCUGAGCCCCCGUCAGGCAGCCCUUCCCCAGCCCUUAGCACAGAGAGUCUUCCAACUGAAGCCUUUAGUAAAAACGGUGAAGCUGAAAGCGUCUCGAAGAGCUCUUCUGAGCCAACCAUUCAUUCACCUUCCACAGCCCAAAGUAUGAGUAGUCCGCCCUGCCUGGGCCAGCCUAGUGGCGAUAUCCCUGUUCCUGGUAACUUGUCCACCAACACCAGCAUCUCUUCACCAAGUGACUUAGCCAAUGCCAAUGAAACACAGGGUAGCACUUCACCAGGAAAAAAGAGCGCCUCUAAUGACAGCCUAAGGGCUAGUCCCAGCCGGCCAGCUCCGCAGCCACCAAUUGUUGCCAGUCCUGAACCGGAACCAGCAGAAGGCACAGCACAUUCUCCAGAUGCCAAGCAUUCAGCAAAGCCUUUAUGCAAAGAGAACCCGUUCAACAGAAAGCCAUCACCCAUCACUUCUCCCACCAAACACAACAAAGAGAGAGGUCCAAAGCCUUCCCGUCCACCAGCGCCAGGCUAUGGCUUUCCCCUCAUUAAACGGAAGGUACAGGCUGAUGACUACAUCCCGGAAGAUGAAAUACAGAUGGAGAUGGAGGAGAUAGAGGUGAGUCUCGAUGAGUUGGAACGGCGAGGUGUGAUGCUGGAGCACCGGUUACGGAAGCUGGAGAAUGAGGCAGAGGAGGACAGUUUAUUGGUUGAAUGGUUUAAGCUAAUCCAGGAGAAGCACACACUAGUGCGCAGAGAGUCUGAGCUUGUAUACACGUCCAAGCAGCAGAGUCUGGAGCAGCGUCAGGCUGAUGUAGAAUAUGAACUUCGCUGUCUCUUAAAUAAACCAGAGAAGGACUGGCUGGAUGAAGAUAAGGAGCGAGAGCAAGUGCUAAUGCAGGAGCUUGUAACACUUAUCGAGCAGAGGAAUGCUAUUGUCAAGUGCCUGGAUGAAGACAGACAGAGGGAGGAAGAAGAAGACAAAGUCCUAGAAGCCAUGAUCCAAAAGAAAGAUUUCCACGCUGAUCCACAAAAAAAGAGAAAAGGAAAAUUCAAACCUAUGAAGGUUCUCAAGCUUCUUUCUCCAAAACAAGAUGCAAAACCAAAGAGCCAAAAAGUCAAAAACAGAGAACUGGCUGAUGAUGCCAAAAGGUGUGUUAUCAAUCUUGGUAGAACAACACUACAAUGACAACAAGGGAACUUAUUGU
Messenger RNA from Spea bombifrons (plains spadefoot toad), 2781 nucleotides. RefSeq names its product MICAL like 1 (gene MICALL1). The transcript is spliced from 18 exons. Gene Ontology annotation, molecular function: protein binding. NCBI's taxonomy places the organism in Eukaryota, Metazoa, Chordata, Amphibia, Anura, Pelobatidae. The record is from RefSeq and is a predicted model, not a curated record. The coding region runs from base 270 to 2762 and encodes 830 amino acids.